Pan troglodytes (chimpanzee) is the source of this 1224-nucleotide messenger RNA. RefSeq names its product N-acetylglucosamine-1-phosphate transferase subunit gamma (gene GNPTG). The coding region runs from base 47 to 964 and encodes 305 amino acids. Lineage: Eukaryota; Metazoa; Chordata; Mammalia; Primates; Hominidae. The transcript has 11 exons. Gene Ontology annotation, cellular component: Golgi apparatus. The record is from RefSeq and is a predicted model, not a curated record.
CACGUGACCGUCACUUCACGUGACCGCGCGGCGGCCGCGCGGCGCGAUGGCGGCGGGGCUGGCGCGGCUUCUGUUGCUCCUCGGGCUCUCGGCCCGCGGGCCCGCGCCGGCAGGUGCAGCGAAGAUGAAGGUGGUGGAGGAGCCCAACUCGUUCGGGGUGAACAACCCGUUCUUGCCCCAGGCCAGUCGCCUCCAGGCCAAGAGGGAUCCUUCACCCGUGUCUGGACCCGUGCAUCUCUUCCGACUCUCGGGCAAGUGCUUCAGCCUGGUGGAGUCCACGUACAAGUAUGAGUUCUGCCCGUUCCACAACGUGACCCAGCACGAGCAGACCUUCCGCUGGAACGCCUACAGUGGGAUCCUCGGCAUCUGGCACGAGUGGGAGAUCGCCAACAACACCUUCACGGGCAUGUGGAUGAGGGACGGUGACGCCUGCCGUUCCCGGAGCCGGCAGAGCAAGGUGGAGCUGGCGUGUGGAAAAAGCAACCGGCUGGCCCAUGUGUCCGAGCCGAGGACCUGCGUCUACGCGCUGACGUUCGAGACCCCCCUCGUCUGCCACCCCCACGCCUUGCUAGUGUACCCAACCCUGCCAGAGGCCCUGCAGCGGCAGUGGGACCAGGUAGAGCAGGACCUGGCCGAUGAGCUGAUCACCCCCCAGGGCCAUGAGAAGUUGCUGAGGACACUUUUUGAGGAUGCUGGCUACUUAAAGACCCCAGAAGAAAACGAACCCACCCAGCUGGAGGGAGGUCCUGACAGCUUGGGGUUUGAGACCCUGGAAAACUGCAGGAAGGCUCAUAAAGAACUCUCAAAGGAGAUCAAAAGGCUGAAAGGUUUGCUCACCCAGCACGGCAUCCCCUACACGAGGCCCACAGAAACUUCCAACUUGGAGCACUUGGGCCACAAGACGCCCAGAGCCAAGUCUCCAGAGCAGCUGCGGGGUGACCCAGGACUGCGUGGGAGUUUGUGACCUUGUGGUGGGAGAGCAGAGGUGGACGCAGCCAAGAGCCCUACAGAGAAGCUGGCUGGUAGGACCCGCAGGGACCAGCUGGCCAGGCUUGUGCUCAGAGAAGCAGACAAAACAAAGAUUCAAGGUUUUAAUUAAUUCCCAUACUGAUAAAAAUAACUCCAUGAAUUCUGUAAACCAUUGCAUAAAUGCUAUAGUGUAAAAAAAUUUAAACAAGUGUUAACUUUAAACAGUUCGCUACAAGUAAAUGAUUAUAAAUACUA